Messenger RNA from Lasiosphaeria miniovina, 1113 nucleotides. RefSeq lists its product as uncharacterized. The record is from RefSeq and is a predicted model, not a curated record. The transcript has a single exon. Bases 1 to 1113 code for a protein of 370 amino acids. Lineage: Eukaryota; Fungi; Ascomycota; Sordariomycetes; Sordariales; Lasiosphaeriaceae.
AUGGUCGGUCCGCCUCCCACAAACGCAGGCUUCACAGUCAACACCAUGUUCGACGAUUUCUCCCGGCAACUUGCCGCCGUCAGUUCGAGGCGUCACUCGAGAGGAUCGGCGUCUGGAAGCCAGCGGGCGGGCCACCCGAUGAGAAUAACCAAGCCCGGGAGUGCAAACAACAGUCCUCACUCUGCCAUCUUGCAGUCACGGAGGAAGACAUUUAUCGGCGAGGGUCUUCAGGGUCGCCUCCCGCCACAGCAUGCCUUUGAUAUGCACUACCUACCCACUCCAACUUCGGAGACGCAGAACGGGCCGCUUUUCGAGCAAGAAAGGAAACAGGCCCGCCCCGUCAGCUGGCAUCCAAGCUCGCAAUACCCACCGCGGCAGCCGCCACAGCAGCAGCAGCAGCAGCAACAACAUCAACAGCUUUACCCCAUCCAGACGAAUAUGUACUAUCCAUACCAGCACUACGGCGACGGGGAAACGAUUUCAAAUGUGCAGCAACUGCCGCCAACACCCAUGCCCUAUUCCGGCUACACGUCACCGUCGUUGAACUUCUCGCCGCUGUCUCUACCAUAUUCAAGCUUUGGUUCGCAGCAGGUAUGCUCACCCAUCAACCGGGCGUUUCCUAUCCAGCAAGCGCCGACGUUUCCGCCAGCCUACGUCUCGAGUCGCGAAUCCGAAGGCGCGAUGUCGGAGACUGCGUGCCGGCCUGGGCCGAGGGUGGUGGAUGGCACCUUGGACUGGGAAUCUUUUGCAGCUCGAGGUGGCUUCGACAGGGAUACUGCUCCGCCAACGCCCGAGGAUUUUGUUCAAGCCCAGAAGGUGGAGACGAAAUUGGCCACGGAGGACUCCAUUCCUUACCAACCUCUCGAAGAUGAUGAAUCGGAAGGCGAGAUUCUGUACGGCAUGGGACUUUAUGAUGCUCCGGACAAGACAGCCACGAACCCGAUUCUGGACCUCCAUAGGUCGACCAUCUUCUCGCUACUCGGGGGCGCUGGCUCGUAUCCAGAGCCGACUGGGAAGGGUCUUAAGCUUGAGGAUGCCUGGGAGCCUCCCGCAAGUGACGACGAGGACGUAGAGAGUGAGGACGAUGCAGAUGACGACGAACAGGACGAAUAA